This is a messenger RNA of Patiria miniata (bat star), 1114 nucleotides long. RefSeq lists its product as uncharacterized. The record is from RefSeq and is a predicted model, not a curated record. The coding region runs from base 524 to 847 and encodes 107 amino acids. The transcript has 5 exons. NCBI's taxonomy places the organism in Eukaryota, Metazoa, Echinodermata, Asteroidea, Valvatida, Asterinidae.
AACCUUCCAUUAAACUUUGGACUGAAUGCGGGGGACGUGGGGAGUUAUUGGACGGUUGCUCGUUUCUGCUUGUGGGUAGCGUCACUAGUUGUGAGGCCCCAGUCAACGCCACAAUUGAUCAAAACCGGCGCGUUGCCGACGAGCUCCGUCAUUUGUGUUUAGAAGUACGAUACGGCAAAAAGCUGUGCGACUGUACGGUGCUAACUUGAGUACUUUCUGCUGAACGAGUGUUGAACGCGUAGACACACACACGGUGAGAGAACUGUUGGAAUGCGAUUUGUAUAGCCGGGCCCGAGGUACAGUGUGUCGCCUGCGAUAGUGUUUGAAGACGUGUUUGGCGAGUUGUUGUUCCCGGGGAAACACGGACCAGUGGAAUUGUCGACACUGAAGGAAGCACCCCGCGAUUUUCAUACGAAGAGAAGCGUACUAAGCUGUCGGACGAGUUUGUUGGUAACUUUUUGGAGUUCAACUGGAAAAGAAGGUGUUUCACGCCCACAGGAUUGAAUCGACCCAACAGUGCAAGAUGCAUAAAUUUCUGACAGUCGUGGUGUUAAUGUCGUUAGUCCUGGCGGUGACGAGUGAGUCGGAGGAAUCGAAAAGGGCAAGGAGUUGCGGAAUGAGAGCCGGAAGUAAAGGUGGCCAAUGCAAAAGCAACACAUCAUUUAUAAAAAGAAUUUAUGAUGCAUACAGGCGAGAUGGUGUGGACACAGAUACGCCCGAAGAGCGCGGCUGGGGCAAUCUAGAAGCCGAACGGCGGGCCAACGAGGCUGCGACGGUCGAGGAGAAGUUGCGACUGCUAAACGAACUACUGGACGAAUUGGAACUCUACGACAACAACAUGAAGUAAAACACAAACCAGCACUGGAAAAAACCUCCUUUUUUGUUUGUUCCCUUCUAAUAAUAAAACAAUAUGUCCUAAUUUUGGUGAAAAAAAACCCAAAAACACUGAAACACGUAACUAUUUGAACUAUUUGAAUUUUGUUCGCCGUACAAACUGAUUGAGGGCAUAUAGGAUACUUUGCAUUUGUCCACAAGUGACCUUGAGAACCAUUAUCAAAAAGCUUACUUGGAUUUAAGAUCGUACUGGUACUAAACACCCCGUGAACUUAUUGCG